CCCGUGGUCAGGGCAGCGAGCCUCACGCCCUGUCUGUCCCCUGUCCCUGCAGAUGUCAUGGCACCCCCAGAUCCGGAGCUCCAAGUUCCGCCACGUCUUUGGCAAACCCGCCAGCAAGGAGAACUGCUACGACUCGGUGCCCAUCACCCGCAGCGUCCAUGACAACCACUUCUGCGCCGUGAACCCCCAGUUCAUCGCGGUCGUGACGGAGUGUGCUGGUGGGGGGGCCUUCCUCGUCAUCCCCCUGCACCAGACGGGGAAGUUGGACCCCCACUACCCGAAGGUCUGCGGGCACAGAGGGAACGUCUUAGACAUCAAGUGGAACCCUUUUGAUGAUUUUGAGAUCGCCUCCUGUUCUGAAGAUGCCACGAUUAAGAUCUGGGACAUCCCCAAGCAGCUGCUGACAAAGAACCUCACAGCCUGCAGGAAGGAGCUGGUGGGCCACGCCCGCCGCGUGGGCCUGGUGGAGUGGCACCCCACGGCCGCCAACAUCCUUUUCAGCUCCGGCUACGACUACAAGGUGAUGGUCUGGAACCUGGAUACAAAGGAGUCUGUCAUCAUCAGCCCUGUGAGGACAAUUGACUGUCACCAGGACGUGAUCCUCUCCAUGUCCUUCAACACCAACGGCAGCCUGCUGGCCACCACCUGUAAAGACCGCAAGAUUCGGAUUCUCGACCCCCGAGCAGGGACCGUUCUCCAGGAAGCCAGCUACAAGGGGCACCGGGCCAGCAAAGUGCUGUUUCUGGGGAACCUGAAGAAGCUGCUGUCCACGGGCACGUCCCGAUGGAACAACCGGCAAGUGGCCCUGUGGGACCAGGAUGACCUGUCUGUGCCUCUGACAGAGGAAGACCUGGACGGCUCCUCAGGCGUGCUGUUUCCCUUCUAUGAUGCGGACACCAACAUGCUCUACGUGGUGGGGAAGGGAGAUGGGAACAUCCGCUACUACGAAGUGAGCGCCGACAAACCUCACCUUAACUACCUGACCGAAUACCGCUCCUACAACCCACAGAAGGGGAUCGGUGUCAUGCCAAAGAGGGGUCUCAACGUGUCCUCCUGUGAGAUCUUCCGUUUCUACAAGCUGAUCACAACCAAAAGCCUCAUCGAGCCCGUGUCCAUGAUUGUACCCCGGCGGUCAGAAUCCUACCAAGAGGACAUCUACCCACCCACGGCAGGCGCCCAGCCCUCUCUGACGGCCCAGCAGUGGCUCAGUGGGAUGGAUAAAGGGCCAGUCCUGGUGUCCCUCAGGCCCGGCUCUGAGCUGCUGAGCACCCGGCCGCUGCUUCCAGAGAGACCCCUCUCCAAUUCCAUGGCCUCCGCCUCGCCCCGGCUCUCCAACCAGACGGAAAAGCUGGCUGCAGAAGAUGGCCGGAGGCCCUUCUCCCUGCUGGAGGAGAAGGCGCCCAGGUGGGCAGCAGAACAGAGGCUGGAGGAGAAGAAAACUUGGUUCACAAACGGCUUUGACAUCUUCGAAUGCCCCCCACCAAAGACGGAGAAUGAGCUGCUGCAGAUGUUCUACCGGCAGCAGGAGGAGAUCCGGCGGCUGCGGGAGCUGCUGACCCAGCGCGAGGUGCAGGCCAAGCAGUUGGAGCUGGAGAUCAAGAACUUGCGGAUGGGCUCAGAGAGGUUCUGAGCAGAGCUCUGCCCUCCUCACCCUCAGGGACACCACUCGGCGCCAUGGGGAGGUCCAGGACCAACCACAGGUCCCCCGAGGACAGCUGCUGUUUCUGUCAAUUUUACCAGAAAACGAAACUUUGGGUCGCUGAAAGAUUCCAGUGGGACGCGGUGCCAUUUUUCUAUUUGCCUUCUCGAAACAAUGGUGUCUGAGUGGACUCUUUUUAGAUGACCUUGCCUUCUGUUUAAUUUGUGUU
This is a messenger RNA of Ceratotherium simum simum (southern white rhinoceros), 1868 nucleotides long. NCBI's taxonomy places the organism in Eukaryota, Metazoa, Chordata, Mammalia, Perissodactyla, Rhinocerotidae. The record is from RefSeq and is a predicted model, not a curated record.